Hydra vulgaris (swiftwater hydra) is the source of this 678-nucleotide messenger RNA. NCBI's taxonomy places the organism in Eukaryota, Metazoa, Cnidaria, Hydrozoa, Anthoathecata, Hydridae. The record is from RefSeq and is a predicted model, not a curated record.
AUGGAGCAAAAUGAUUGUUGCAUACGUGAGUUAAUGGAACUUUUGCAGACUAUAAUUAAUCAGGAGAACCCAUAUGCGCUUGCAUUUAAAAACAUGGCAGAAGUUGAAGAUGCAGAAAUUCGUCAAGCUGCUAUAGAAGGUCGACCGAUUUCUGUUGUCAAAAUGUCGUUGCUUGAGGGUUGUGAGAGACGUCGAUACAAUUUUCCAUCACAUGAAGAGGUUGCCAUUGUGUUUGUAGGAAAUGAUGGUGCUCCACCUCCAUCUAGAGAAGUUGUUAUUUAUCCUCGAGGUCAACCCUUUAAAACAAUUUCAAGUAUGUCUGCAAAUCUAGAUCCAAUGAUAUAUCCAAUAUUUUUUCCAAGAGGUGAUGCAGGAUGGCAUGAUCAACUAGAGCACAAUCCUGACCGAGCAACACGUGUUCGAAAUCGUUAUGCUGUUGAUGCAUAUGUCAAGAUUGAAGGACAGCGCCUUGCUUUUAUCAGAAAUAACCAAAACAAACUUAGAAGUGAACAAUACGAUACAUUACAUGAGUAUGUAAAUAAUGUUGCAAAUAACCUUAAUGUAAGACCAGGUCGUGUUGUUAUACUACCAUCCAAACGAAGUCCAAGACUAGAAACAGCAGAGGAUAUUGAUAGUUUAAUAUCAGCUGAAAUUCCAGAUCAAAAUGUUGAUCCUUAA